AUGAAUAUCGGGAAAGCUUACAGUGCCUUUAACGUCAGCAAUGGAACAGAUCUGGCUGUUGGCUUUACAUCUUCCACAGUAGCUGUCUUUCUGUUUGGGACAAACUUUGUGCCUGUUAAGAAAUUUGAUACUGGUGAUGGCAUGUUCUUCCAAUGGAUUCUCUGUGCCUCCAUAUGGAUAGUUUCUUUGGUGGUCAAUUUAAUCCAGAAUUGCCCCCGGUUUUGGCCUCUGGCUAUGGUUGGAGGUUUUGUGUGGGCUACAGGCAAUGUUACAGUUGUCCCUAUUGUUAAAACUAUUGGCUUAGCUCUUGGUCUUUUGAUAUGGGCUUCGUUUAAUUUGCUAACAGGUUGGGCAAGUUCAAGGUUUGGUUGGUUUGGAAUUGACCCAGAAGAGGUAUCAAGACCAGUCUUAAAUUAUAUUGGAGCUGGACUUUCACUUUUAAGUGCUGUCAUAUUUCUUUUUAUAAAAACUGAAGUCCAGAGUUCUUCUACUUCAUUAGAAAGCACGCCUUUACUGAGAGAAAGUUCUAUUAAUGUUUCUGAAGAUAACUCUGAUGACUCAUGGGUGGACAGACUUUCUCCAGCAAAGAAGAGACUUAUAGGAUGCAGCCUGGCUGUAGUAGCUGGAAUACUCUAUGGUUCCAGUUUUGUACCAGUACUUUACAUCAAGGACCAUGGAAGAAGAAAUGAAACUAUAUAUGCAGGAGCAAGUCAAUUUGAUUUAGAUUAUGUUUUUGCACACUUCAGUGGAAUAUUUCUUACAAGUACUAUCUACUUUUUGAUCUACUGUGCAGUUAGGAAAAAUAAACCUAAUGUUUAUCCCCAAGCCAUAUUGCCAGGGUUUGUUUCUGGUGUGCUUUGGGCAAUAGCCAAUUGCUGCUGGUUCAUAGCCAAUCACUAUCUCAGUGCUGUGGUCAGCUUUCCAAUAAUUACUGCAGGUCCUGGCCUUGUUGCUGCAAUGUGGGGAGUCCUUGUAUUUAAAGAAAUUAAGGGACUGAAAAACUACGUGUUACUCUCAGUAGCAUUUUGCAUCAUUUUGGCUGGAUCACUCUCCACAGCUUUUUCUAAAGUUUGAAAGGAUCUUCUGGACCAGUAGAUGGUGCUACUGUUUAAUAUAAUCAGAAAGACAAUAAUGGUGUAUCACAAUACAUACAUAAUAUUCAAAAUGUGUGUCCAACAUUUACCCUAACUUGCUUCAGGCAAGUGAAGAAGAAAACCUUUGCUAAAUGUUUCUAUUUGGCAUGAAAGAAAAUCCAGAAAUGUUUGGUUUUGCAUUU
Molecule: messenger RNA, 1276 nt
Organism: Leptosomus discolor (cuckoo roller)
Lineage: Eukaryota; Metazoa; Chordata; Aves; Leptosomiformes; Leptosomidae
Gene: TMEM144
Product: transmembrane protein 144
Biological process (GO): carbohydrate transmembrane transport
Cellular component (GO): membrane
Molecular function (GO): carbohydrate transmembrane transporter activity
Source: RefSeq, a predicted model, not a curated record